CCUUUUCCCCUAGGCUUCACCUCUCUAACUAUCUUCGGAUUUCCAAUCCCGGCCAAGCCCAUCUUGAAGUACAGAUAUCAGUGUCGUGAUUUUGAUGUUUUGUUGGUUGUGUGGAAGGCCAUGGUACUCCUGCAGUUUCCGUCAAUGAGAUCUUCGUCGGUAAGAUCCAAGCCUUAGACGUCAUCGCGGACUUUUGUUCUCCCAACAUCUCACCCAACCAGACCUGAAGAUUAAUGCAAAUGGCUUGGCAAUUCUGGUAGAUUGAUGCCUGCUGGGCCAACCCGCUCCCCAUGAGAUAUAUCAUCCGUUGAGCCAGUUCUGCCAGUUCCUGCCCUUCUCGGGUGUCGCCAGCCCCUGCACCUCAAUAUUUGGAGACCUCCAGGGCCCGCCUACCCCAGACAUUACCAUGUUGGGUACUCUGCCAAACGAGCUCAUCGCGCAGAUCGUCAAUUAUUUGGAUCACAAACCAGACCUUUGUGCGCUGCACUCGGCCAGCCGCCGUCUCCAUGCUGUGUCGUGGCCCGCAUUUGGAGCUUGUUGCUUCAGCACUGUCCGAACAGAUCUGUCUAAAGACAGCAUGAUCAAGCUUGAGGGCAUCGCAAACCACCAACAGCUUCGCCAUUUUGUACGGGAUUUACACAUAUUAUGGGUAUUUAGGGAUCAACCGCUUGGCCGAGGCAACUUCUGGCCUCGAGACAACGCCGGCCGCGUUCAGUUCGAUUCACCUAGCGUCAUUGCUUUGAACGACCUGUUGGUGAACAAACUCAUCAAUUGCAGAUCCUUCCAUGUCGAAAACUACGUUGGGGCUAUACAUACUACCGAUAUACAACACCCCGAGUGGGGACUCUCCAAUCUGUCUCCAUCAGAUGCAGUGGCUGUCCUGUUCUCCAUCAUCGCUCGAGCUCAGCUCCCAGUUGAAGCAUUCCGCAUCAAUCUGAAGGAGAACCUUGCUUCUUACCGCUUACCACCAAGUGGACCCCAAGAAGAGUCUUUCCGCAAUGCUUGGGCGUCCCAUCUACAGCAGUUACACCUGUCCUGGCUAUUACGGCGCGACGAUGCCUUCCAACGGGCUCUCGACUUGGUUACGACGGCCACCUGCCUCAAAAAGCUAUGCCUUCAAUGGCCAGAACUCAGCUCAUCUAUGACGACAGCGCCGUCUGGUCUUCUGCAAGGUUUCCUCGCAGCGGAGAACCUCCCCCGACUUACUCAUUUCAAACUCAUGGCACCGCAGGAUAUGUCGCGGAUAACAAUCUCGGAGCUUCUUUUCCGUCUGAAAGACAGCCUCGUCUUUCUGCAUUUCGUCCACGUUGGUCUGAGGUCCGGGACCUGGAAAGAAAUCUUAAGCGACCUUCAUGGUAACUUCCCUCGUCUGGAGUACUUGACGAUCCAUAAUUGCCUCGAGGGCUUGCAGCGAAAAGGGGUCUUCUUCUGUCCCUUUCUAGAGCACCCGGUGAUGCCGGCACUGGGCGGGUUCGAGUUAGUGCAGUUAAGGUACGGAGAAUGGGAGGGCGUGUCGGGCGUUCGAUAUGUAGGCAAAGAUAUGGAUUCUGCUUUGGAUCUAAUGGGUAUCUCCAUUUAUGGUACUGGUGGCCAUCCCAUUGGCAGACGUGCUGCAAAUGGAGUUAUGCACCCGCGGGUGAAGACCAGAUUUGAACUUAGCGAUGAGGAUCUUUUCUAGGGUGUCCAUACCUACCAAUUGACUUUCAGACAUUGGGGGGAAUUGUUUAGGUACAUAGCGCCUCUUCCGCCCGGUGUGAGUUGAUGGUCGAGCGAGAGCAUUGUUCAUCGAAAACACUUGGUGGUCUGCUAAUCAAUGGACUAAACAGUGACGAAGGAUGAAAAGUAACUGCACCCCAAACUAACGGACUUUUUGUGUUUAAUUCAUAGUUUCUAGCAUAUUGAGUGUGUAGUGAGUGGAUAGGUUAAGCUACAGAAC
This is a messenger RNA of Pseudomassariella vexata, 1936 nucleotides long. RefSeq lists its product as uncharacterized. Lineage: Eukaryota; Fungi; Ascomycota; Sordariomycetes; Amphisphaeriales; Pseudomassariaceae. The transcript has a single exon. The coding region runs from base 407 to 1678 and encodes 423 amino acids. The record is from RefSeq and is a predicted model, not a curated record.